GAGGAAGACUGGUGGUACGCGAGAGGAAUCACCGGGAUUUCAGCGAACAAAGAGGGCUACAUUCCUGCUAAUUAUGUUGCACCCAUAGAAAGCCUCGACGCUGAACCAUGGUAUUUUCCAGAAACAAAGCGCUUGGAGGCUGAGAAGAUGUUGACGUCUCAAGAGAACAAGAAUGGAGCUUUUCUAAUCAGAAACUGUGAAAGCCAGCAAGGGGAGCUUUCACUCUCAGUGCUGGACAACGGAAAAGUGAAGCAUUAUAAGAUCAGAAAGCUGGAGAAUGGUGGCUACUUCGUGUCAAAGACUCGUAGUUUUUUCACACUGAGAGAUCUAGUGGAGCACUACUCCAGAAAUGAGGAUGGCCUCUGUGUUUGUUUGGCAGAACCCUGCAAAAAAACAAUGGCUCCAGAGACACAUGGUCUAUCUUACAACACUGUGGAUCAUUGGGAGAUCUCGCGUUCCUCUUUAAAACUCUUGAAGAAGUUGGGAGCAGGGCAGUUUGGCGAGGUCUUUGAAGGCAUAUGGAAUGACAGAACAGCCGUCGCUGUCAAAACACUCAAGCCAGGAACUAUGGAUCCAAAAGACUUCCUGCGAGAAGCUCAGAUCAUGAAGAAACUCCGUCAUGCCAAACUGAUCCAGCUCUAUGCUGUCUGCACUACGGAAGAGCCCAUCUACAUCAUCACGGAGCUCAUGAGCCACGGGAGCCUUCAAGAAUAUCUGCAAAAAGACAAAGGUGCUUCUCUGCAAAUGUCUGAUCAGAUAGAAAUGGGAGCACAAGUGGCAUCUGGCAUGGCAUACCUUGAAUUGCAGAACUACAUUCACAGAGAUCUUGCGGCACGAAACGUUCUGGUGGGAGAUAACAAUGUGUGCAAGGUGGCCGACUUUGGCUUGGCACGAGUAAUUCAGAUGGAAAAUGAGAAUGUUUAUGAGGCCAAAGAAGGAACCAAGUUUCCAGUGAAAUGGACUGCUCCCGAGGCCAUCCACGAGAACAAAUUCACCAUCAAAUCUGACGUCUGGUCUUUUGGGAUCCUACUGUAUGAAAUUGUGACGUUUGGACAGAUGCCUUACCCAACCAUGACGAACUUUCAAGUGGUACAACAGUUGCCCAAAGGCUACAGGAUGCCAUGCCCUCUUAACUGCCCAAAAUAUUUGUAUGACAUCAUGUACGAAUGCUGGAAGGACUCCCCUGCAGACAGACCCACCUUUGAAACUCUGCAGUGGAAACUCGAGGAAUUCUUUGAUAUGGAUUUAAGCUCGUAUGAUGAUGCAAACCGCUACUAAAAGACACCACUGCUUACAAAUGUAAUGUAACUGCAAACGAGCCAAGAGCAGAGUUUCGAUGAGCAAGUCUGAGAUGCUGUUUUAGUAUCAAAUGAACCAAAUGCCUUUAUGUACUCUCAGUGUACACAUAUAAUAUGCUCAAUGUACUCAUCAAGAGUUUUCAUAUGUACAAACUGCAUAAGGUAGAGCUCAAGCAUGUAAUUAUUUGGAUGUUAAAAAACUUUCUCCCAUCCUGGAUUAAUUUGCAGAGACAACUGUAGGUAACCUAUUCAUCAUCGGUUGGUUGCCCUGGAAAGCGCAUUCAAAACAAAUUUCUCUGCUGGUUUUAAUAUUCUGCCCAAAGAUAUUGGAUAUCGAAUCAAUAGCAGGAGUAUGUGGCGGCACUAGAUUCUGCCGACCUGUGACAAACUGGAGGAUGUGUGGAAUGGAAACCAGUCAAUUUAUGCAGUUCUGUCGACUCUACUGACACAGCUUUUGCACAAUUCACAGCACAAUUCAGCUUUAAAUCAAAUGUAUUCUGAGCCUUCUGAUUAUUUCCUUUUUGCAUUCUUCCAUUCAGUCUGUGGAGGUAUAGUUCUGUCUGUAUUUGCUGCUGUGUGAAUGCCGUAUGCCAGCAAUAUCAUGGUGGUUUAGUGUCACUUGACUUGCACUCAUGCUGGUGCCAUGAAACCGAAACUACUGAGGAAUAAAUAUAAAGAGCCUGGGCCAUACACAUGUAUGGAAACAGGCAGCAGUGUAUCUGGAUUAACCAGUUUUACGUUAAGUAGUGAAUGAGUCACUGCCUGCCAGACUAACAGCAUUACUUGUUUAAAGAGCGGAAUGCUCAGAAUCCACUACAUACAUUUGCUCACAGCAUUAAGCAAUAUGCAAAAGUGCACAUUGAGACUAGAUUCGCAAUCAAGCCUUAGUGAAAACUAAUAAUUAGAUCAUGUAUUGUACAGUCACAGUGAUUUUUAAAUACAUUUUGGGUUUAAAUACAGCUUCUUUGAGGUUAAUUUACAAACUGUGAUUCUUCUCUUCAUCUCUUGUAAGAAGAUAAAAU
Molecule: messenger RNA, 2320 nt
Organism: Sinocyclocheilus anshuiensis
Lineage: Eukaryota; Metazoa; Chordata; Actinopteri; Cypriniformes; Cyprinidae
Product: tyrosine-protein kinase FRK-like
Exons: 8
Biological process (GO): protein phosphorylation
Molecular function (GO): ATP binding; protein tyrosine kinase activity; protein binding
Source: RefSeq, a predicted model, not a curated record